Ailuropoda melanoleuca (giant panda) is the source of this 3030-nucleotide messenger RNA. RefSeq names its product ADAM metallopeptidase domain 12 (gene ADAM12). Gene Ontology annotation, biological process: proteolysis. NCBI's taxonomy places the organism in Eukaryota, Metazoa, Chordata, Mammalia, Carnivora, Ursidae. The transcript has 21 exons. The coding region runs from base 170 to 2755 and encodes 861 amino acids. Gene Ontology annotation, molecular function: metalloendopeptidase activity. The record is from RefSeq and is a predicted model, not a curated record.
CUAGACUCGCUCCUCGGCGGCGCGGGCGCUGCGCGAGGGCUUCGGGGCUGACUCCCUGCGGCAGGAAAUCCCUCGGGUCGCGCCGCCCGGCCCCCGCUCGGCGCCCGCGUGGGAUGGUGCAGCGCUCGCCGCUCGGCCCCGAGAGCUGUUGCACUGAAGGCCGGCGACCAUGGCAGCGCGCCCGCCGCCCGCACCCCCCGCCCGCGCCCUCCUGCUCGCCCUGGCCGGGGCUCUGCUGGCGCCCCCCGCGGCCCGAGGGGUGAACCUGGGGAGCAAAUCAGCACCUUCCAUGCAGCCAGCCGGAAGAAGGGGCCAGGGAGGAGCUUAUGAAGUGGCCCGUGUCUCUCUCUUGAACGGAGACCUCUGGGACCCAAUGGAGAGCAUCCGCACAAAGAAUCAUCCAAAAGUGUUGAAGUUUCGAAUACAACUGGAAAGCAAAGAACUGAUCAUACAUCUGGAAAGAAACGAAGGUCUCAUUGCUAGCAGUUUCACAGAAACUCAUUAUCUGCAAGAUGGCACUGAUAUCUCCCUCAGUCGAAAUCACACGGGUCACUGUUACUACCACGGACACGUGCAAGGGUACUCUGGUUCCACAGCCAGCCUCAGCACUUGCUCUAGCCUCAGGGGCCUUAUUACGUUUGAAAAUAACACCUUUAUCUUGGAACCAAUGACAAAUGAAACGAACGCGUACAAGCUCUUCCCGGUGGAGAACCUGGAGGGCACCUGGGGCCCCUGUGGCUCACAUCACAGCACGUCCGCACUCACUGCAGAGGACAGGCUCCCGCCACCCUCCCAGACGUGGGCAAGAAGGCAUAAAAGAGAGACCCUCAAGAUGACCAAGUACGUAGAGCUGGUUAUCGUAGCGGACAACCGGGAGUUUCAGAGGCAAGGAAAAGAUCUGGAAAAAGUUAAGCAGCGAUUAAUAGAGAUCGCUAAUCACGCUGACAAGUUUUACAGACCACUGAACAUUCGGAUAGUGCUGGUGGGCGUGGAGGUGUGGAAUGACAUCGACAAAUGCUCUGUAAGUCAGGACCCGUUCCUAAGCCUCCAUGAAUUUCUGGAUUGGAGAAAGAUGAAGCUUCUACCCCGCAAAUCUCAUGACAAUGCCCAGCUUAUCAGUGGGGUGUAUUUCCAAGGGACCACCAUCGGCAUGGCACCCAUCAUGAGCAUGUGCACGGCAGAGCAGUCGGGAGGGAUCAUCAUGGACCAUUCAGACAGCCCCCUUGGUGCCGCUGUGACCCUGGCACAUGAGCUGGGCCAUAACUUCGGGAUGAACCACGACACACUGGAGCGAGGCUGUGGCUGCAGCGUGGCUGCCGACAAAGGAGGCUGCAUCAUGAACCCUUCCAUCGGGUUCCCAUUCCCCGUGGUGUUCAGCAGCUGUAGCAAGAAGGACCUGGAGGUCAGUCUGGAGAAAGGUGUGGGGAUGUGCCUCUUUAACCUGCCGGAAGUGAAGCAGUCUUUCGGGGGCCAGAAGUGCGGGAACGGCUACGUGGAACAAGGAGAGGAGUGCGACUGUGGGGAGCCCGAGGAAUGUCUGAAUCUCUGUUGCAACGCCACCACGUGCACCCUGAAGCCAGAAGCCGUGUGCGCCCACGGGCUAUGCUGCGAAGACUGUCAGCUGAAGCCUGCGGGAACAGCAUGCAGGGACUCCAGCAAUUCCUGCGACCUCCCAGAGUUCUGCACAGGGGCCAGCCCACACUGCCCGGCCAACGUGUACCUGCACGACGGGCACGCGUGUCAGGGGGUGGACGGCUACUGUUACAACGGCAUCUGUCAGACCCACGAGCAGCAGUGCGUCACGCUCUGGGGACCAGGUGCUAAACCUGCCCCUGGGAUCUGCUUUGAGAGAGUCAACUCCGCAGGUGACCCUUACGGCAACUGUGGCAAAGUCUCUAAGAGUUCCUUUGCCAAAUGCGAGAUGAGAGAUGCUAAAUGCGGAAAAAUCCAGUGUCAAGGAGGUGCCAGCCGGCCCGUCAUUGGUACCAAUGCUGUUUCCAUAGAAACGAACAUCCCACUGCAGGAAGGAGGUCGGAUUCUGUGCCGCGGGACUCACGUGUACUUGGGCGAUGACCUGCCAGACCCCGGGCUUGUGCUUGCCGGCACCAAGUGUGCAGAUGGAAAAGUCUGCCUCAAUCGUAGGUGUCAAAACACAAGCGUCUUCGGCGUUCACGAAUGUGUGAUGCAGUGCCACCAGAGAGGGGUGUGUAACAACCGGAAGAACUGCCACUGUGAGGCCCACUGGGCACCUCCCUUCUGUGACAAGUUUGGCUUCGGGGGAAGCAUAGACAGCGGCCCCAUCCGGCAAGCAGAUAACCAAGGUUUAACCAUAGGAAUUCUGGUGACCAUCCUGUGUCUUCUUGCUGCUGGAUUUGCAGUUUAUCUCAAAAGGAAGACGUUAAUACGCCUGCUGUUUACAGAUAAAAAAACCACCAUUGAAAAGCUAAGGUGUGUGCGCCCUUCGCGGCCAUCCCGCGGCUCCCACCCUGGUCAGGCUCACCUCAGCCACCUCAGCAAAGGCCUGAUGAGGAAGCCGCCACAUUCCAACAUGUUGAAGGACAAUACCAGGAGGUGGCCACCCUGUCAGAACGUUGACAUCAGCGGGCCCCUCCUAGCCCCCGACACUUCUCCACCCAGUUUGCCUCAGCGAGUGCUCCCACCCCUCCAGAAGGCUCCUCGUGCGCCCCUCGUCCCCGCCAGACCCCUGCCGGCCAACCCUGUGCUCCGGCGGGCCCAGGUAAGCCCUCCGCGGUGAAUGUGAUGGAUGUCGUACAAGUCCAGGCUGCCACGUGCUGAUGUCUAGUUGGUCCACUUCCUGGGCCACUGUUCAGUGCAGAUAAUUCAGGUCCUCAGGUGGUUAAAUGAGAUAAGCCAUGUAAAGUGUUUAGUACAGUGCUCGGUGGAUAGACAAUGAUAGGUGUUUUAUCAGGAAUAUUUUUGCAUUCGGAAUAGCCAGGGCACCCGCCCAACUUACCACCUAAACUAUGACACUCUUGAGAAUGACAGGGCACUCUGAUAGUGAGGCCUGGA